Clarias gariepinus (North African catfish) is the source of this 2028-nucleotide messenger RNA. It is a transcript of the gene echdc3, whose product is annotated as enoyl CoA hydratase domain containing 3. Lineage: Eukaryota; Metazoa; Chordata; Actinopteri; Siluriformes; Clariidae. Gene Ontology annotation, cellular component: mitochondrion. The transcript is spliced from 5 exons. Gene Ontology annotation, molecular function: hydro-lyase activity. Bases 207 to 1073 code for a protein of 288 amino acids. The record is from RefSeq and is a predicted model, not a curated record.
CAGAGAAAGCACUGGGAGUUAAAGAGGUCGAAGUGAGGAACCGAAAGUUGUAAAUUGAGUGGUGUUUUGUGUUAUUUUUCCUGGUUGCAUACGAAGAAUUACAACGAACGCAAUAUUAUUAAUACCGCCAACGUAACUUUUAUUAUGAACUUGUGACUUUAAGCCUGCUAAUUUCACCUUAGUGUCGAAGCCAGUCAGAGUUAAACAUGGCUCAGGUGGGCUUUAGCAGGUUCUCCAGCUUCUGUCGUUUAUCCUGGCGGAUGUUUUGCACUCGGACGACUCCUCCACUAACCAUUCGUCAGCAAGAGGAUGGGAUAAGGAGAAUCAUUUUGAAUGACCCCAAGAAGAGGAAUGCCUUGUCUCUCGCCAUGUUAACCUCUCUGCAAGAGAACAUCCUGACUGGUAUUGAUGACAAGGACCUGAGAGUUAUCAUCAUAUCAGCACAGGGUCUAGUGUUCUCCUCAGGUCAUGACCUUAAGGAGCUGACCUCAGCGCAGGGCAGAGAUUAUCACACCAGAGUGUUCAGUGUUUGCUCAGAGGUCAUGAGCCUGAUUCAGGACCUCCCAGUUCCCGUGAUCGCGAUGGUGAACGGCAUCGCCACAGCAGCAGGAUGUCAGUUAGUUGCUAGUUGUGACAUCGCCGUAGCAACGGACAAAUCAAGCUUUGCAACUCCUGGUGUGAACGUCGGCCUGUUCUGCUCUACUCCAGGAGUGGCCAUUGGAAGAGCUGUUCCUAGAAAGAUUGCAAUGGAGAUGCUGUUCACAGGCCGCCCUAUCACAGCGCAGGAGGCUUUGCUACAUGGAUUGGUGAGUAAGGUGGUACCUGAGGAGUGUUUGGAGGAAGAAACUCUGGCCAUUGCACGCCGAAUCUGUGAGUCUAGCCGCCCAGUGGUGGCUCUUGGAAAAGCAGCCUUUCAGAGGCAGAUGGCACAGGGUCGAGAUGCUGCAUAUGCCACUGCUGCAGCGGUCAUGGUGGACAAUCUGGCGCUACGUGAUGGGCAAGAGGGAAUCCGGGCUUUUCUAGAGAAACGCCGACCUCUGUGGACAAACAGCACUGAGAAAGCACAUGAUUGAGUCCAGUAAUAAAGCACACAGAUGGCUCUAAAACAAGCACUUGGUUGGGAUUAGUAUGCAUUCAAGACAAAGAUUGAAAAGUGUUUAUUUCUGUAUUGUAUGAUGGCAGAUUGAAGAUAACAGUGGAUCUUAAAAAAAAUAAAAAUAAAUAAAAACUUCUCACCAACAAAAUGUCAUGUGUCAUAAAGCAAUCAUAAAAGGAUUUUUAGUAAUAAUUAUUUGCUGAUAGCUAAUUGCAAGAUAUCCUCACCUACUAGCGAAAGCGAAUGGUAUUCGCAGAUAUAUAUUUUAAUAAUCCUUAUAUUUAUGGCAAUGAGGAAAUAUGCCAUGGAACAAUUCAUUAUUAUUUAAAACUGAUGCCAUCAAGUUUCAACAGGCACCAGUUUAUUCUAGCAAAGAGCUGAUUGGCUCUGUUAGGAGUUAUACAGUAUACACUUUAUUUGCUUUUUAUGAAGGAUGCCAAUAAAUCUGGAGUCGAGUGUAUUAGCUUUGUAGCAUGAGAGGCGAAGGUGAACUGUUGGUCACCUAAUAUUUCUGUUCGGUUAAAUUUGGGGGAGACAUCAUACUCAAACAAGUCAAGGUUUAAAUACAUUUGUCAUCAUUUUAUUUUCUCACUGCUUGUUGCUUUAUUCCCCUUGUUUCUUCAGUGUGCUUUAUGCAUCCUAAACGAAAAAAAAUAACUGACAAGGCAUUUUUGGUCUUCUUUAUUUCAGCCAAUAAUAUUGACAUACCUUUUUUUUUAUUUUGUUUUUAAAUCCCAUAAAUAAGAGAAGUUGUGUCUGACAGACUGGGGUUGCAUUAACAGAUGAGUUCUUUGUGUUGGCUUAUAAUGAUAAAAUGAUUUAUUUGUUAACAUAAAUAGUCCAAAUGUUUUUUAAUACAUGUGGUUUUAUACUGAAAUGCAGGAUAAGUAGAUGAUAAAACAUGUAAUAGUCUCUGGAGCAAUUAUUUUAAU